AUGGCGCACAAAAAAUCUUUGGAAGCCCUUGAUCGCACUUUACAGGACUUAAGAAGUAAUAACAAAAUAUUUGGAGGUGCAUUAGUUCUAUUAGCUGGCGAUUUUCGUCAAACGCUUCCGGUAAUACCGGGAUCAACGCCAGCUGAUGAGCUAAAUGCAUGUCUAAAAUCAUCAUACCUUUGGAAACAUGUUCACACACUAAAAUUGACGACUAAUAUGCGUGUUCAGUUGCAACGUGAUGCUUCAGCUUCAACUUUUUCCAAACAAUUACUGGAUUUAGGGAACGGUAAAAUGCCAAUCCAUCCCACAACAAAAUGUAUAACAUUUCCAUCUGACUUCUGCAGGAUGACGCAAUCUAUACAAGAGUUAAUAAAUUGCGUUUUCCCCAAUAUCGGACAAAAUUUUAAAAACAAGCAAUGGUUAUGUGAACGCGCGUUACUGGCAGCCAAAAAUAUAGACGUUAACUCCAUCAACAGCAACAUUCUGAAUACCAUCGAUGGUAAUCUAAAAAUUUAUAAAUCAAUCGACACUGUUACAAAUAUUGAGGAUGUCGUCAAUUAUCCAGUAGAAUUUUUAAAUUCGUUAGAUUUGCCGGGCUUUCCACCACAUGACUUGCAGUUGAAAAUUGGUGCUCCUAUUAUUUUACUAAGAAACAUUGAUCCACCACGACUUUUUAAUGGCACUCGACUUAUAGUAAAGAAAUUAAUGAACAAUCUAAUCGAGGCGACCAUUAUAACUGGAAAGUACAAUGGAUCAGAUGUAUUGCUGCCACGUAUUCCGAUGAUAACUUCGGAAAUGCCAUUUGAUUUUAAGCGAUUGCAGUUUCCUAUUCGCCUAGCAUUUGCAAUGACAAUUAAUAAAGCUCAAGCAAAGUCCUACAAAGAACCAAAGAAGAUAACGUCUGACAGUUCCUUAAUACAAGAUGUAACAGUUAUUCCCAAUUUGGACAUGUCGCUUUUCCUAGCUAUGUUUGAUGAUCAGGAUCAAUUACUGGUGGAUGUUGCGACAAGAGCUGAGGCAGAAUUAUAA
This is a messenger RNA of Calliphora vicina (urban bluebottle blowfly), 1029 nucleotides long. RefSeq lists its product as uncharacterized. Gene Ontology annotation, biological process: DNA repair; DNA replication; telomere maintenance. The record is from RefSeq and is a predicted model, not a curated record. Gene Ontology annotation, molecular function: DNA helicase activity. The transcript has 2 exons. Gene Ontology annotation, cellular component: replication fork. NCBI's taxonomy places the organism in Eukaryota, Metazoa, Arthropoda, Insecta, Diptera, Calliphoridae. The coding region runs from base 1 to 1029 and encodes 342 amino acids.